Centropristis striata (black sea bass) is the source of this 3651-nucleotide messenger RNA. RefSeq lists its product as uncharacterized. Bases 254 to 1039 code for a protein of 261 amino acids. The transcript has 5 exons. Lineage: Eukaryota; Metazoa; Chordata; Actinopteri; Perciformes; Serranidae. The record is from RefSeq and is a predicted model, not a curated record.
CAGCGAGAACGGGCACGUCAAAAAAGAAAGGAAAAUGUGGACAGUUGGGACAAACUGAGGCGAGAGAAGGGACAUCGAAAUACAUACAUCGUACUCGUUGAGCUCGGUUGCCAGGCAAGUGUUAUUAUUUGACGUUCCCGGGCGAAUAUUUGCCAGUUUAAGGGUCGUUUCGAGGUUAACUCUCCCCCCUUGUUGUGUGGUGGUUCGCUGAGAGGAAACCGCUCGGCUAGCCAGCUGAAUUAGCUCGCUCGAGAUGGGGACGAGAGCAAGUCGCCUACAGGAAGACCCGGUUCCCUCUGCUUUCGGAAAAGAUGGCACAAAGCGGGAUUCCUAUAGGCGAGCCCGCUGCACCAGGCCCACCAGUCUCAUGGUCGACUUCUCGGGGAGCUUCGAGGACACGGAGGCCAACCGGAGCCGAUCGGAGGAGGGAAGCGACUCGGACCUGGGGCAGCAUGGGGCGAGCGCCGACGGCAGCCCCGCUGACCACCACAGCAUCCCCUCCAGCAUGAGCCAGGCGUCACCUGCGGACGACAACAACAGCGAGGGGAAACCCGAGGAGGACGGAAAUAUAAGCCCGGAGCCUCCCGUCGUGGCUGAACAUCAGUCCGGAGAGGAGACAGGCCGCACGCCCCACCGCACUUUUUCCGAGCGGCUGCCCGGGAAUCGGCACUCUUCCGCCCGCAGCGUGGGCGCAAGAUCCGCCCGGGUCCGAGGCACACACCAGCGGCCGGUGUCAGAGGCUUGGAUCGGCCUUUACCGUGUUAACAACCGCCAUGGCAAUAUCCGCUGUCCCUUCUGCUCGAAGCCUUUCCCGGGGGGUCGGAUCGAGGAUCACCUGUUGAGCUGCCUCACGUCUCCUCCCCUACCAUACAAUACGGAUGUGCUCAGUAAAGACAGCGGAGAGUGCUCCAUCUGUUUGGAGGAUCUGGUACAGGGAGAGACCAUCGCCAGGCUGGCUUGCCUCUGCGUCUACCAUAAGAGCUGCAUUGAUUCCUGGUCCAAGGUGAAACCCUGCUGCCCUGAACAUCCCUUUGAUUGACUCGCGGGUCACAUGUAUUCUGCACAGUGACCAACCCGACUCAGGAGACUACACUGAAUCCAAUAAAAUCCCAUUAAAAAUGUGUAAUUGAACAAAUAAAAGCCCACUGCCCUCUCAGAUGCAAACCGAUAUUUCAGUGGAGAACAGACGACCCUAAGAAGAAGCUCCUGUUAGCGACGCCCGGCGCGCUGUGCUUUGGAUCGGUCCAUUUGAACUUGGUCUAGAACAUUUCAAGCCAAAAACCCAACAGUAAAAAAACGGCCGCUUCAUCUCCAUCUAAUUUCUGGUCGAGACACUUGUUGGAACACAAGUGGAGGAAGUUACGGACUUUGCUUGAAUCUGCGGAACAUAUAUUUAAAAAAUAAAUGAAUAAAUCAUCCCAGAAGGAUGGAACUUGCCCCAGAAAGAUCUUGAACUUGAGGAGGAAGACACAAAAAGUUAACUGUGACUCUGGAUCCUCUCCUGUGUAUUUUUUCUCUCCCUCCAAACGGGAUUGGUCAUUUUAUCAAGUAUUUUGCAGAAAGAGUAUUGUUCCAUGUCAUACAUCGGAUGAAUGUUUUCUUUCCUCGGCGGACCCCAAAUGAACCAACCUCACACCGAAAAGCGCAAACUGUCUCCACAUUGCUUUACUUUGAACCAGCUGGAGGUUGAGGGCUUGUUUUUUUGGUGAAUGGUGGUCUGCCGUAAAUAGAUGUUUCCUUUUUUUUCUAUUACCUGUAAACAUUUCAGGGGAAGUUUGGGGGCUAAUUGUUUUUUGAGUAGGUCAGUUAUUUUGUAGGUGAUUAGUUAGCGCUGAGUUUAACGUGCUGCUACUUGCUGAGUGUUGAGGAAGGUUAUAGGUAUUUCAUAGGGCCAUAGUAGCGCUGGUGUUGGCACCAAUUUGAGCACUUUUGUCCUUCAAGGCUGAUUUAUUAUAUUUUUUUCCACAUCUUGGAUAAGGUUGCGUGUGUUCAAAUGAUGACCAGGGACAGGAAAUGUCCUGUGCAUGACUGUGACUUUAAGGAAGUGUGACUUUGUGUGAGUGUGUGUUUACUGUAAAUUGCCCAGAGGUCUGCUUCGUCAAGCGGGUUACCCCCUUUUUUUUUUUUUAUGCUAGUUUUUUGCUAACAUCCUGUUACAUGUGGCAUUGGUACGCAACAUGGCGGCUCACAUGGUCCCAUUAUAGUUUGAAUGCGGUUUGUUUUUUUCGUCCCACUACCCCCAUUGUCCCUCCUCAUUCUCAAACACUCUCUGGGGAUGUAGUCCGGAUUUUUUGGACCAAACCCCAAGCGGUGGUUGUGCCAUCUGGUUAUAGAUCAGGGAGGGAUAAAGGAACGGAUGGACUGAGGGAUGUAUUUUGGGGGCAUGUUUACACCAUGUGGCAUCUGCCUCUCUCCCAACACUGGAGGCUAUGGACAGCUGAUGGUUAAUUAUUACAUAACUAGCCCCCACCCCUUUCCCCUUCUUUUAUUUUAGGAUUUUAAAUAUACCCUCACAGUAUGAUUAUAAUUAUUGCUAAAUGUGUUAAAUGGCUUUUUUUUCCUUUGCCUUUUUUUCGUGUGUGUUGAUUGCCUUUGCCUGGUGAAGGGGUUCUUGUGCAAGCAAGUAUUUGUAGUGUUUUUUAGGGCUGAGCUGAGGUGGAAGCCCGACAGUAAGGCUGCUCAACCGAUGCUGUCUGAUACAGGUUGUACAUGGGCCAGGGGAAAGAACAAAAACAUGAAUUGAUUGCUUUUACUGCCUGUUUCACAUGUUUAAAUCUCUGCGCUCACAAGUGGUAUGGAUCAGUUAAGAGGUCACAGGUUUCCUACUGACUAGUUUGUUCACCCCAGUUGCUCUCACGCUGUUUUUUCCCCCUGAUAUUUUGCAGUCAGAGGUGCUACGAGUUGUCUGGCCACUAGAGGGCAGCCCUGUGCAUGUUUUUUUUGUAUUGGAGAGUAGAAAAAUGAUGCCAAAAGUCUGUCUGUGCGUUUUAUUUUAGGUAGGGAGGGGGGGCAUAGUGUGAGAGAGUGCAGAAGACGAGAGGUGCAUUGAUCAUUAGGUGUUACAUUUGUUGUGGUGAUAAGUUAUGAUGUUGUAUACUUUGGCUGGGAGGGGUGGGGGGGUGUUUGUGUGUGUGUUGGGAGGGGGGGUGGUGUUUGGGUUGUCGAUAAAGAUAAUAGACAAUCUGAAAACCCCACAUUGCUCUCAUUUAAUUUUUUACCCCCCCUGUAAGCUGUGUGGUGCAAUACCUCAAUCUUUACCAAUGCUAACUAAACGCUCUGUGUGUGUAAACUAGCUCCUCUACAACCAAGGACGGUAUUUUGUAUAAAUGUCCCUAAAUCCUUGGGGUUUUGAAUCGCAGGGCAGUCAUCCCCUGUCUGCCCCGGGCUUCGAUGUAUUAGAUGAGAAUGUCUUUCAAAGAGUCACCACAGCAGUAUCUGCACCCCCCCGAGAUAGAUAAUGGACAAUCUGCCUUUACUCUGGUAUAGAAAAACAAAAAUUGAAUUUUAUUUAUUAAAUUGUAAAUAUGUAAUGCAAUUCAAGAAAAUGGCUUGGUCUUUGUCUGUUCGAUAUACUGUUUCUAAGCUCCAAUCUUUUGUAUGUCUCAGAAAUUGUUUUUAUAUGUAUUUUUUACAAUAAAUAUGUGUGAGAGA